This is a messenger RNA of Brettanomyces bruxellensis, 936 nucleotides long. RefSeq lists its product as uncharacterized. Gene Ontology annotation, molecular function: ATP:ADP antiporter activity. Gene Ontology annotation, biological process: mitochondrial ATP transmembrane transport; mitochondrial ADP transmembrane transport. The coding region runs from base 1 to 936 and encodes 311 amino acids. Gene Ontology annotation, cellular component: mitochondrial inner membrane. NCBI's taxonomy places the organism in Eukaryota, Fungi, Ascomycota, Pichiomycetes, Pichiales, Pichiaceae. The transcript is spliced from 2 exons. The record is from RefSeq and is a predicted model, not a curated record.
AUGACAGCUGACGAAAGACGUAAUCAUAUAGCUCUUCCAUUUGUGUACCAGUUUAUGGCUGGUGCAGUGGCCGGCAUAUCAGAGGUUCUUAUCAUGUAUCCUCUUGAUGUUGUUAAGACUCGAAUGCAGUUACAGGUCGGUACUGGGGCUCAGGCCGAAUAUAAAGGUGUCGUUGACUGCUUUUCGAAAAUUAUUAGGAAGGAAGGCUUUGGAAAGCUAUACAGGGGUAUAAUUCCACCAAUUUUGAUGGAGGCACCUAAGAGGGCCACCAAAUUUGCUGCAAAUGGCGAAUGGGGAAAAUUCUACCGUAAACAAUUCGGUAUGGAGAAGAUGAAUCAACCAUUAUCCGUGCUCACAGGAGCAACGGCAGGUGCCACAGAGGCUUUCGUUGUUGUCCCAUUUGAAUUAAUCAAGAUCAGAAUGCAGGACAAAAACUCAAAGUAUAAAGGUGCUUGGGACACUCUCAGCAGCACAAUUAAGGGCGAAGGUAUUAAAUCGUUGUACAAUGGUUUAGAGUCAACCAUCUGGAGGCAGAGUAUCUGGAAUGCAGGUUAUUUCGGUGUCAUUUUCCAGGUGAAAUCGUUGCUCCCAACACCAAUGAACAAAAGCGAGCAAACUAGAAAUGAUUUGAUUGGUGGUUUCAUCGGAGGAACCGUUGGUACAAUGCUUAACACUCCUCUUGAUGUGAUCAAGUCCCGUAUUCAAAGUAGUCCAAGGAAACCAGGGGUUGCUCCAAAGUAUAAUUGGGCUAUUUCAUCAUUGGUCACUGUUGCUAAGGAGGAAGGUUUCAGAGCCUUGUAUAAGGGAUUCAUGCCAAAGGUUCUUCGUCUCGGACCUGGAGGUGGUAUCAUGCUUGUUGUUUACAACUCAACCAUGGACUUCUUCAGGGAAAUGUACUACAAGGACAAGACUCCUGAAAUCAAGAACUCAAACUAG